AUGAAUUAUAGCCCAUUUCUCAAAUUGCUUCUAGUCUUCGUCCUCCACUGCGAGAGGAGAGCCAUAGAUGAAAGGAUUGUUCUGGCUGGCAGAAGCUGCACCAAUCUCCCAGGAAUGUCAGUCUGGAUUUGUCUUUUCUCCCAGUUCUCAGAUUGGGGGUGCAGUGCAGCCCUGCCCUGUGUAUCUCCUAGAAGGGAAGAAAUGAGAAAAGUAUGGAGCUCGGGCCGGAGCAGCCUCCCGCUCCGAGCGCCGACGGGCAAAUGGCUCCACAGCCCAUUCCCGGGGUUUAAAUCCGCUCGGCCCCGCCCCGCGCAGCCGCGCUGGGGCCCCGCGCACCUGUGCGGCCCCGCCCCUCACACCUGUGCGGCCCCGCCCCUCACACCUGUGCGGCCCCGCCCCUCACACCUGUGCGGCCCCGCCCCUCACACCUGUGCGGCCCCGCCCCUCACACCUGUGCGGCCCCGCCCCUCACACCUGCGCGGCCCCGCCCCUCACACCUGUGCGGCCCCGCCCAUAAAUGCCGGCGGAUCCGCGCCGCUCCGCUCACUGUGGGGGAUGCUCGUCCCGGGUGCGGCCGGACUGGCGCUCGGAGCGCUGCGCGGAGCCCGAGGUGCUGAGAAGAACUGGGCAGGACAAGUCCUGAGGGCUCACUUGGUCCAUGGCCAAAGCUCUGGAGAGUGUCAGGGCUGUCCAGCCUGCAGAGGGGCGUUUCCUGCAGAUGCCCUGGUGACACAGGGAGGUCCCUGUGCCCCCAGUGCCUUUCUGCUGCCCCUCUGCCCUUGUCCCACACAGCAGGGCACAAAGGGAAAGUGCAUCAACGAGAAGUCCUGGGUCAGUUCUUGUUCCAUGCUUGCCAGUGACCUCGAGACAGAAAGGGGUCACUGCACUCACUCCAGGGUACGUGGAGCAAGUGGAGAGACGUCAUGGCUUCCCUGGGAUCUUUUCUCCUUUGACCCUUGCAGGCAGUGACUGGGAAAUGGUGGGCAGGUGCAGUUUGAUGGCAGCGUGGGCAUCCCACUUCAAGGCUUCCUUCUGCCACGCCAACAAAACCCUCUGGGUGUCGGUGUCCGUGCUGGUGCUGCUGGCUGCUCUCACCAGCUUCCUGACGGGGCUGUCCCUGCAGAGGCCAGCAGAUGCAGCCCCUGUGGGCACUGGGGACUCCUGGACAUCCCUGCAGCAGCUGCUGUGGCCCUACACAGGGCUGCAGCACCACGGCCCUCCCCCGGUAUAACCCAGCCCUGCUGCAGGACAGGAGAGAGGCUGGCAGCACUGCAGGCUACAUGCUGGGUUUGUAUUGCUGGUUGAGGGUUUUUUUUGGGGAGGAGAUGAAUUUUUUUUCUUUAAAGCAUGACUUGAAAACAAAAAAGUGUAUUUUUUUUCCAUUCUGAUAAAAGUAGUGUUUAAAAGUAGCUAAAAGGGUCUCAGUUCUACUGAGGUUUACAAUAGAACAGCAAUUUUGUUCUACAAAACAUGUCUAGGUGGUCUAAUCACAAUUGAACAAAGCAUUUAUUUUGCUUGAGCAAAGAUAAAAUGUUUGCAUUUUAGAUCCUGUUUCAAUUAUUUGAAUAGAAAAGGAUUUACAUUUCAAGUCUUAACUUUAUUGAAAGCUUUUGAUAAUAAAGUUUU
Molecule: messenger RNA, 1626 nt
Organism: Oenanthe melanoleuca
Lineage: Eukaryota; Metazoa; Chordata; Aves; Passeriformes; Muscicapidae
Exons: 6
Coding region: 1-969 (322 amino acids)
Cellular component (GO): endoplasmic reticulum membrane
Source: RefSeq, a predicted model, not a curated record